CCUUGUUCGAGCUGCAGCACUGGCAUCCUUAUCAUCUUUAUCUAUCAGUAACAAUUUAAGAAAACAAAGGAAAAUCCGAAAAGAAGCUGAGGAUACAGUUCAGUUGGGUAUGACUCUGGGGUUGGCAAUGAAUGGGAAGGAAGCUGAAGUUGUGGAGCGAGUAAUUCAGAUGGAAGUUGAAGACAUGGAUAGAGUGAAGGCAAAAGGGGUGGAGCCAGGUGCUUAAUUUGAGCACUUGGUAGGUGGUUCUAGCGUAUAAUUGUAUCCUCAUGAAAAUUCUUUCCUGGAAUGUUAGAGGCUUGGGUAGGGCAGAUAGAAGGCAAAGGAUUAAGGAAUUUCUAAGUCAGAAAUAUGUGGAUAUGGUUCUGCUGCAAGAAACAAAACGGUCAUGUAUGGAUGAGAGUGGUGUUAGGUCUUUGUGGCCUAUUGAUUCGGUGGAAUUCAUGGAAGUGGGCGCAGAUGGUAGUGCUGGAGGGCUUCUUUGUGUAUGGAACCCUCUGAUCUUCUCAUUAAAGGAGUGCUGCUGUUUCAGAAAUUUCAUACUAUUGGCAGGUAUUAUGCACUCUUCUAUUAAUUGUGUAAUUUGUAACAUUUAUGCUCCAAAUGAAGAUUUGAAUAGGAGAAGGUUAUGGGGUAUUCUUUCCAAUUUGAAGUCUAUUUUUCCUAAUCCUUGGUGCCUAGGGGGUGACUUUAAUGAGGUAAAAAAUAUUAGUAAAAGAAAAGGGUGUGUAAGAAGGGACAGAGGAAUUGGUGAGUUUGUAAAUUUUAUUAGCAACCUUGAAUUGG
Messenger RNA from Camellia sinensis, 786 nucleotides. The record is from RefSeq and is a predicted model, not a curated record. NCBI's taxonomy places the organism in Eukaryota, Viridiplantae, Streptophyta, Magnoliopsida, Ericales, Theaceae.